GUGCUCGAAAAGAAACAUGUCUGGACGUGGAAAAGGCGGAAAAGGGCUCGGAAAAGGGGGCGCGAAGAGACAUCGGAAAGUGCUCCGCGAUAACAUCCAAGGCAUUACCAAGCCUGCUAUUCGUCGUUUGGCUCGCCGUGGGGGAGUAAAGCGUAUUUCUGGUUUGAUUUAUGAAGAAACUCGGGGCGUGCUGAAGGUUUUUCUGGAAAACGUUAUUCGUGAUGCCGUGACCUACACCGAGCAUGCAAAACGAAAGACCGUGACUGCGAUGGACGUCGUUUAUGCCCUGAAACGCCAAGGUCGCACACUCUAUGGCUUCGGAGGCUAAAAAGUUGAAUUAACAGUACAAAACUCAAAGGCCCUUUUCAGGGCCAAGUCUUUCAGAAAAAGUUUUGAGUUGCUUGCUGAUUUUGUAACCAGAAUUUUGGUAUAAACAUU
Protobothrops mucrosquamatus (brown spotted pit viper) is the source of this 438-nucleotide messenger RNA. Its product is annotated as histone H4. Lineage: Eukaryota; Metazoa; Chordata; Lepidosauria; Squamata; Viperidae. Gene Ontology annotation, cellular component: nucleosome. Gene Ontology annotation, biological process: nucleosome assembly. The transcript has a single exon. The record is from RefSeq and is a predicted model, not a curated record. The coding region runs from base 17 to 328 and encodes 103 amino acids. Gene Ontology annotation, molecular function: structural constituent of chromatin; protein heterodimerization activity; DNA binding.